AUGGUAUCACUGCAGACGAACAUGCAGAUCCACGAUGAUCUUGCAGCGCUCUUCUCGCGAAACAUGACUUUCAACCCAGAGGCUGUUCCCAAGGAAAUGCCCCAGGAAGAGGCUAUUCCCUCUCAGCAGAUUGUUUAUUCCGUAUCACAGCACUAUAACCACUCGGCUCACAUUGCGAAGCCUCAGCUCCAGCAGUCAGACUCACAGAGACGCUCAUCAGAGCCGCCACAGACUGAGGUCGUUUCAUCCGAGACGAUAUUACGGAAUCACGGCGUUGAUCCCUCCACUCUCACGCCCUCACAGCUACAGCUUUUCCGCAUAGCAGACAUCACCCAAAAGAGGCGAUUGGUUGAGCUUUGGAGUAUCUGUCCUCCUACUAGUGGUGGAGACAUCCCUGCUCUUGCUUGGAGCAGCACGACGAUGGACCAAGAGGAGCACUUGGCUCAGCUGCGUUAUGAGAAGCAGCAGCAGCUUAACAAUGUCAUGAGCUUAGACGGCACGACAGUCCAGAACUCAAAUAGCACAUGGGUCCAUCAAGCCAGCCAGGAGAGCGAGCCUUACAUGCUGUCUGGAUAUGAAGAGAUUAUGCGACGAGAGCGAGAGCGUGAGGAGUCUGUUUCUCGUCCAAGAGACGCAUACAGCCACUUUGGAACCUCUAUUGGCGGUCCAAGCUACGUGCCUUCUACAGACCCCGUCUAUCUCGGAGCCGACUACGCACGACACCAAUUACAGCUGGCUAUGGCUGAACAAUAUGGCGCGUUUGAACAGCAGAGGGUGAAUCAGGCGGUGGAUGUUAUGGAUAUGUAA
Molecule: messenger RNA, 807 nt
Organism: Trichoderma gamsii
Lineage: Eukaryota; Fungi; Ascomycota; Sordariomycetes; Hypocreales; Hypocreaceae
Exons: 1
Coding region: 1-807 (268 amino acids)
Source: RefSeq, a predicted model, not a curated record